Adineta ricciae is the source of this 687-nucleotide messenger RNA. The record is from the annotation of a GenBank genome assembly. NCBI's taxonomy places the organism in Eukaryota, Metazoa, Rotifera, Eurotatoria, Adinetida, Adinetidae.
AUGGAUGGAAAGAAUAACCUGAAUAUCAAAACUUUUCACUUUGAACAAUCAGAAAAUGAUCAAUCGAUCAAUAACAAAUCUGAAGACACAAGGCAACAAAAUUCUGAAGAGGAAUCAGAAACAACAAAUGCAUCGAUAGUGAAUAUAAUCGAUCAAGGAGAAGAGAUUGAAAUGAAUGGUAUUAAGAAUAUAAAUACAAAAUCCACCGGACAAAAUCAACGAAUGGUGGAUGCUGAUUUAUUAGAACAAAAUAAACAAGAAACAAAUACUAUGAAUGAUAUCCAAGCAGACCUUGGUCCCAUUAUUGGAUAUGCAGAUGAACCAUUGUUACCACUUACUGAAGCAUGUGCUCCAUUGGUUGAUAUUAUUCAUGAUAUAAUGUUUUAUGUUCAAAUGGCAUUGACUGAAACUUCAUCCAAACCACCUGAUCAAUUAACAAUUGAUGAAAGUGCAGCUAUUCGUCUUUAUACAAUUGAAUGGAGUAAAGGACAUCGAAGUCUUUAUUCAAUGUUAAAUUAUACACUUAAAAAUGAUACUCGUGAAAAUCUUCGUCCUUAUUUGAAAUAUCUGAAAUUAUUUCUAACUGCACUUGUUAAAUUACCAUGUGUUCCAUCAUUAACUUUAUGGAGAGGAGUGACAAAAAAUCUAAGUGCUGAUUUUCCACCGGGUACACAAGUGACUUGGUAA